AAAAACGGGGAAGAGGUGCCGAUGAAGAAAGUUGGUGACAAGUUGAUAUUGUGCCGUAAAUCCUGAUGACUACCGCAAGAUCUCCUGCUGCACAACCGCCAAGGAGAUGUGGGAUAAGCUCGAGGUGACGUACGAAGGAACGGACCAAGUACGUGAAGCCAAGAUCGACUUCCUCACCCAAGAGUAUGAGAUGUUCAGGAUGAAGGAGCACGAGAAGAUUGACGACAUGUUCGACCGAUUUUCCAAAAUAGUCAACGAUCUUCAUGCAUUAAAGAAGACUUACACCGACAAGGAUCUUGUGCGAAAGAUCCUACGGAGCUUGACAUCCGAAUGGCGAUCCAAGGCCGAUGCCAUCUAUGAAUCAAUCGGCACAUCAAAUGUCACCAUCGACGGUCUAAGAGGUAAUCUAAAAACCUAUGAAUCUACUAUUCUUAACCCGUCUUUGAAUGACCAAAGGAAAGGGAUAGCAUUAAAAGCCGUCAAAGAAUCAACGAUGGAUGAUUCAAGCGACGAUGAUGAAGUCAAGCUUGUCAUGAAGAAGUUUUGUAAACUUCUACGGAAGAAAGAAAAGAUUCACUCCUCAGCUUUUGCUGAGCGUGUAGUUGUUUUUGCUAGACGCAGGUAGACAUGACGGUACAGGUGCCAACCCUGGAGGACAGUGAUGAUGGGAAGAUGGGCGGCGCACGGACGAGUUUAUUAAUUAUAAUCAUUUGAAUUAAUUAAUCAUUUGGGCAUGAACCCACCAUAUGUCGUUUUACUUAUUUUGGACUUAUUUAUUUACUUCCGCUUUUACUCUGCAUUUAUAUCACACACGUUUUGGGGGUAACUCCCUAGCAUUUAUUUUACCAAUUAAACGUAACCAUUUUCACAAUAAAUAGUCAUUAAUGUU
This is a messenger RNA of Cuscuta campestris, 889 nucleotides long. NCBI's taxonomy places the organism in Eukaryota, Viridiplantae, Streptophyta, Magnoliopsida, Solanales, Convolvulaceae. The record is from the annotation of a GenBank genome assembly.